Prunus mume (Japanese apricot) is the source of this 933-nucleotide messenger RNA. The record is from RefSeq and is a predicted model, not a curated record. NCBI's taxonomy places the organism in Eukaryota, Viridiplantae, Streptophyta, Magnoliopsida, Rosales, Rosaceae.
AUGGGAUGCAAAGGCUUAACGGACGAGGGCAUGUGCCUCAUCUUCCCAUCUACCCUCAGCUGUGCGACCCUGAAUUGGUUCUACAGGCUGAGCCCCCGCACCAUCAAUACGUUUGACAGUCUGAAGCAGGCUUUCCUGGACCAUUUCAUGAUCCAGACUGAUCGCCUAUACUCUGCGGACGACCUGUACAUGCUUAAGCAGGGUGAGGAUGAGCCCCUUCGGGAGUAUGCAGCCAGGUACAGCCACGAGUACUCCCGCUGCCCAGAGACCGAUGAUCGUGCCGCCUUUAGUGCUUUCAAGAGUGGCCUCCGAGAGUCUAACUUUCGGUACCUUGUGCACAGCAACCCUUGGAACACAUAUGCUGAAUUAAUGAAGCAGGCAGCAGUGCAUGCCAAGGCUGAGUAUUUCAACUCCAAGCUUGGCCCGGCCACCCUAGCACAUCAUCCUUUCACUGAUCCCCCACCUGCUUUAGCACCCACGUCAUCCCCGCCUCAACAUUCUACUCCUGCCCCAAGUACCCAAGGUGCCCAGCACCUCAAGCGGAAGGAUAACUACCAACAUACCUUCAACCAUAACAAACGGGGCAGACAUAACAACCACCACCAGUCCAGCGGGGUCAACCCGCACAGGGCAGGUGAUCGGGCUCCACUCCCCUUCUCACCCAAGCCUAGGUUCGAGGUCUUCACCACCCUGAACACCACCUACGAAAAUGUCCUGGUGCAUGAGGCACCUAUCAUACCUAAGCCUCCCCCUCGGAGACCAGGCAGCAAGCCCAUGCCCAACACGGGUGUCUUCUGUCGCUUCCAUCAGUUCGGUGGACAUGACACCGAAUCUUGUGUUGCCUUGUGCAACAUCAUUGAAGGACUUAUUCGCGAUGGGAAACUGGAUAAAUAUGUGCAUAAUCUCCCACCCCCUCCUAACCCUCACCAAUGA